GUGAUCAUGGUGACGGGGACCACCCGGUGGCGGCCAAGGCCAUCGGGGCGCAGGUGGGCAUCAUCUCCGGAGGCAGACCCGAGGGCGUGUGGCGCCUGCACCUGCCCCUGGAGCAGGUAACGCCCAGCCAGGCCCGUGCCCGCGUGGUGACGGGCUCCGAGCUGGCCGCGCUGCCCCCGGGCGCCCUCGAGGAGCUGCUCCGCGCCCACCCCGAGAUGGUUUUCGCCCGCAUGUCGCCCCAGCAGAAACUCGUCAUCGUGGAGAGCUGCCAGCGCCUGGGCGUCAUCGUGGCGGUGACAGGUGACGGCGUGAACGACUCACCUGCGCUGAAGAAGGCCGACAUCGGCGUGGCCAUGGGCAUCGCCGGCUCCGACGCCGCCAAGAACGCCGCGGACAUGAUCCUGCUGGACGACAACUUCGCGUCCAUCGUAACGGGCGUGGAGCAAGGCCGGCUGAUCUUCGACAACCUCAAGAAGUCGAUCGCCUACACGCUGACCAAGAACAUUCCGGAGCUGACGCCGUACCUGAUCUACAUCACGGCCAGCGUGCCCCUCCCCCUGGGCUGCAUCACCAUCCUCUUCAUCGAGCUCUGCACCGACAUCUUCCCCGUGUCGCUGGCCCUCGAAGCCGCCGCUCACAUCAUGCACCUGCGGCCCCGCAACCCCCGGCGAGACCGGCUGGUCAACGAGCCCCUGGCGGCCUACUCGUACUUCCAGAUAGGUGCCAUCCAGUCCUUCGCGGGCUUCACCGGACAUUGCUUAUGGGCCCAGGAGGGCUGGUGGCAGGUGCUGGGGCUCCGCAGCUGGGGGACGGGGCAGCACGAGCAGGAGCUGCAGGACAGCUACGGCCAGCAGUGGACGUUCGGGCAGCGCCGGUACCAGCAGUACACCUGCUACACCGUGUUCUUCAUCAGCAUCGAGAUGUGCCAGAUCGCCGACGUGCUGAUCCGCAAGACGCGGCGCCUCUCCCUGUUCCAGCAGGGCCUCUUCAGGAACCGGACCCUGCUGGUGGCCAUCGUGUUCCAGGUGUGCAUCGGCUGCUUCCUCUGCUACUGCCCGGGCAUGCCCAACGUGUUCAACUUCAUGCCCAUCAGGUUCCAGUGGUGGUUGGUGCCGAUGCCCUUCGGGCUCCUCAUCCUCGUCUCACGACGAAAUCGAAAAACUUCGGUCUUGGCGACACCGGGCAAAUCUCCCGCCGGGCCGCGGCUGCCGCGGGGCCGCUGCCGCCCUCAGGGCGCUGCCGGAGCUCUCUGCCGCACGGGGGCGCCCUCAGAGCCGCCGCCGCCGCCCGUGGUGUCGCUUUCCCGCUCCAUGGCGGGCCGAGCCGCGCCUUCCCCACCGCAUCCUCCCGCUUCAGAGCGGCUGCGGGCGCUGCUCCG
Molecule: messenger RNA, 1378 nt
Organism: Camarhynchus parvulus
Lineage: Eukaryota; Metazoa; Chordata; Aves; Passeriformes; Thraupidae
Product: potassium-transporting ATPase alpha chain 1-like
Biological process (GO): sodium ion export across plasma membrane; intracellular potassium ion homeostasis; proton transmembrane transport
Cellular component (GO): membrane
Molecular function (GO): P-type sodium:potassium-exchanging transporter activity; ATP hydrolysis activity; ATP binding
Source: RefSeq, a predicted model, not a curated record